AGGUCAUCCGCUGGCGUUUUCGUGUUUCGUGGUGGGGGCUGAGCGGGGGCGGCGGCGGAGUCUAUCGCCGGCAAUCACACGGGCGGCGGUGGAACGACGGAACGCGCGGGGUAUCGUAGACUCAGAUCGACGACGAGAUCGACUCCUCCGGCUCCACGACUCCUUGAAGUCGACGACAUCUGCACUUGCGACGGUGUAUCCCGUCAUAGGCGCCGCGAACGUAUUCUCGGGUGUGUGCGGAGCAUGUCCGUCCGAGUCUGGAAACGAUCCCAGCCGCCGAGUACCCUGGACACACCUCGUUCGUCCCGCCGUCAGUUUCGCGGUUAGCUGCACGAUUAGCGGACUAGCGUCCCGGAACAGCGAAAGGCUACGGUUGUGCGGCGCCCAUGUGAUCCGACGUUGUUUUCAAAUCGCGUAAAAAGCUAGGCAGCCGCCUCCUGGUGUGUGACGUUGGUCCGGCACCCGUCUCGCGUUUCGCUGACCCCGUUGCUGUCCACCGACCGAUUGCUCUCUACGUCUGUCUGUCUGUCUGUCGUCCGCCCGUUUCCGUUACACCGAGAGACCGAUGAAUGUUUGAUAAAACGCAGCGCAAGACGAACAACAUUCCGACAGACUCUGUAACAAGCUUCCUAUUUGUGCAAUUAUUAGAACUUAAGGAAAUAAUAGACGAAAUCGCCGCCUCGAAUAUUCACGACAUCAACGAUCACUGUGCAACUGCAGUUGUCACCACAGACAUAGGCCACAUUAUCAACGUUAAUGUUGUCGUAUCAUCAUCAUAAUACACGAUCCCGGCCACCGUAAUCACGCUUUUCAUUACCGCAGAUACAACAGUAAGCAUAUGCACGUGUUCUAACUUUUACGCGGUAAAGCACCCACACCACCGGUAUAAAACAGAAUAGUAUCACAAAAAUAAACACUUGUUGGCGUUGGCAGUAGCAUCGCAUAACGGUACCGAAGCUGCGUCAAUAGGGACCGGUGGUAAUUAGUGCUCGUACACCUACAAUAAUACAUAUAUGACGGACGCGGAUUAGCAAAAUAGUUUUCUGAUAUUGGUCAUAUCGACGCCGAUACUUAAGCCUGUAUCAACUAAGUCUCCGUAUUUCCAGAUGUUCUGACGAAAUAAAUCAUCAACAAAGCACAGUCUGCGGUAAGUACGAGCGAGCAUCAGUCCCUGUGUGCGGUGCCGUUAUUAUUAGUUAUUGUGUGACGCAUGAAGUGAAUAAGUAUAUGCUGCCUGAUUAUCGACUACACUGCUCUCUCAUCACGGUAUCCAUAUUUUCCUUGUUACUAUCACUUCUUCUGACACUGAUGACAACAAGUGACGUAAUACUCUCUCUGCAACCACUUUGUCUAAAAUAAUAUAUAUCGAUAUCAGGAUUUGUCAGUGACUGGAAUUGGAAAAAAAAUUGGAAAUUUCAAGUAUUGCUGUUACUAAAAUGACAGCAAUUAACCUCUAUCACCAAUACAGUAUAUUUGCUAAUAUUGAUUAAACACUUUCUUAUUACUGUGAUUAACUUACCACUUUCUCAAGAAACUGUUCAUCAGAUAUUACUUGUUUUAAUAAUUUUACGAAUAUUGAUCCAAUAUAAUAUCGCCACCGUACAUUUAAUCUAUGUAAUUGAACAUUGAUUCCAUAUGAAAGUCAAACAGCAAAAACCAAAAUACUGGGGUUAUGAAUUCCCUUGGAACUGAGGUUACUGGCCGUCGUAGCCUUUUUAAUGGAUUGAUGACAGCUGCCACAAGAUCUUGGCGACAUGGUCUUCAGCCCAACAGGCACAAUUCUAACGCCGUGGUGUUUCCAACUAUAUUUACAUCAAUUAAUAAUAAUCAAAAUUAUCGAACUUCUGCCACAAAUCACAUAACUGAAGAUCAGAGAAGACGAGAUCAGCAGCAACAACAAGAACACAGCCUCAACCUCCUUUGGUACGGCGGAGAAGAAAUGCAGCGUCCACAGCCGACAUCAUCUGUUCUUUUUGAAUUGCACAACCGUUAUCAGUCACCAGAUGACUGGGAAAAACAACCAUUACGACAACGGCGACACAAGUCUCAAUAUCAACAAAAUUAUAAAAAACGAUCAGCAUUACCAACAUCACCGAUUGUGUGGGCUUUUAUAUUGCAUAUUAUAUAUUCAGCUGCUAUGGCUGCAGUGUAUUAUAUAUAUGACAUAAAAUAUGGUAGUGGAUGGAUAUGGUUAAGAGGAAUCGAUAACAGCAAUAUAUUUAAAUGGUUAUGUCGUCUACAGCCGAUGUGGUAUUUUUCUGGGCAAGCUUUUUGCGCAGUCAUCAUUAGUUAUAUCUGGUAUCAGUGGCAAAAACGACAACGGUGGUGUUGCUACAUGUUAAUCGUACUAUUUAUUACUGCACUUUUACCAUCUGUACCACUAGCUGAAGUCUUCGGAGAUAAAGGUAUGAAUAAAAUGACUGAAGAUUCCUCGGAAAACUCUGCUGAAAGACGAAAGCAGUUGUUACUACAACUUAACUAUUAUAAUUCAGAAGAUAUUUAUGAAAAUCAAUUAGCACUUUACGAAGGCUUAUGGCAAAUGUCAUUUUUCAUAUUCGUUUCGUACUGUUUGGUUUUUCCUACGAGUAUAGAUGAACAGUCAAGAAAAGAGCUUAGUGAAAUUAUUAACGAGCAUAACGAUAACAAAAAAAAUAUAAAAGAUAAUUUCAAAGAGGACCCCUCUAUUUCAAUCGCCGUUUUGCUGUUUGCUAUCGUAACUUCUAUCGGACACACAAUCCUUAGUAUGUAUAUUGCUUACCAACAACAUCAGCGUCUAGUCAAUAAUUCAUCCAUGGCAGCCAUUCAACAGCUUACAGCUAAUGUAGUAGUUCUUGCAUGCGUCAAUCUAGCUGGAUGGCUAUUACGUCAAUCAAUAAUCGAAGACCGUACUGAAAUUAGAAGUCACGAAGGCAACAACAUAUUUAGUGGGAAACACGAAUAUUUUCGACUAGCAUUGCGUCGGCAGGCUAAUAAGCUGAAUCAACUUCUAACAUCCUUGUUACCCAGACGCAUAUUUUUGGAAAUGAAAUACAACAUAGUUGCUGAUGCUGCACAUUCCCUUAAUACAAUUAGCCAACAAGAUAAUGCGCAAUUACAGAGUCAUCAGCAAGAAAUACUACAAAGAACUAAUUUUAUGCCGAAAAUGUUUUUAAAGGAAUACGAAAAUGUUAGUGUUGUGUUUGCUAAUGUCACUGGAUUUUGGGACAACGCGCCACUAAUUGUGAGCAAUAAUAAUUCUGGUUCCCAAAUAUCCACCGAGCUCAUUACACUUAUUGAUCAACUGCUAGCAAAUUUAUUUCGUAAACUGGCAUAUCGCAAUCGUUGUCUCCCAAUACGGCUACUCGGCCACCGUAUGUAUUUCAUUGCCGGAUUACCGGAUGAAGAGAGCUUUAGAUAUGACGAUGAUGAACAGAAAAAUGCUAGUUGGUUGAUUAAUGACAAUGGACAUGCCAGAAAUGCCAUCCAAAUGGGAUUAGAUCUAAUCGAAGCUGUUAAUACUGUGGUUCGUGAUGUAAGUCGGUGCCACAACAUACCCAAAAUCAAUCUUAAUGUUCGAGUGGGCGUUCAUUCGGGCCGGGUAGCAUGUGGAGUGCUUGGUUUCACCGGAAAUGCUAGCAUUCGAUCCGAUUCUGGUAGCCGUUGGCAGUAUAGUGCAUGGGGCCGAGAUGUACAAGUAGCGUCGUAUGUUGAAAAUAGUGGUAGUCCCGGAUUGGUGCAUGUAAGUCAUGCCACGGUCAAUCAGGUUACUAAGAAAGGAGUUGUUAAUACUGCAGUGAAUAGAGUAGAUCCUCUGCCAUCGGGAGUCAAUCUUCGUAACAACACAAUCAACUAUCAGGGCGAUACUAACGACUACACGUUUGAACGUAGUUAUGAAGAACAAAGGAAUCAUUUUCUAUGCGACAAUCGAAUCGAAACAUAUUACGUCAAACCUAAAACUGCAUAUUCUCAUCCAGAAAAGAAAGAAAAUUUAAUGGACGAUAAUAGUAUAUAUGAUGUCAGUAGAGAGGUAAUUGUUCCACUAAUUCUCCAAUCAAUAGAGCAACUACUGCUCAGAGAGGAAAUGCGUCAAAAAUAUCCCGAGAUGGAGUCAGAACAACAACCUACCAAUUCGUCAACAUCGGCUACAGAAAUUCCAGUGAUGUUAGCUGCUUUGGUUCCUAUAGCCUCGUUAAUAAAAAGAAAUCGCCAUAGGCGGAGUAAAUACUUUGAACAAGAUUCACAAGCUGUUUCUACAAAUUUGAAUACAACAUCUGCAAUCAAUUCAUCAAUGGAUCGUUACGGCCGAUGGGAAAAUGACGUAUUUGUAGUUAGUAACAAAGAUGAUUACGAUAAAGUUAAAAAUAAAUUCAACGACGAUGAUCUUUUUCGAUUGGCCAAAUCAGAGUUACUGCUUCUAUGUGUAAUUAUUACCUUAUUUGUGGUUAACGUAACAACUAUGCCAUGGACUAUGCUACUUUGUAUCACAUUUAUUACACCGUUUGUUAUAACUGCUGGAGAACUGAUUUAUGUGAUGGCCUUGUUGAUCGGUUGGAUUCCUCGUCCCAAGUUUUACAGCACUACUUAUGCCACCGCCAUUAUUGCUGAUGAUGAUGAAUAUUAUCAUCACUAUGAUAGUGAUAACAAUGAUAGUGAUGCUAGUAGCAGUAGUAACAGUGAUGAUAAAUGCUUUAAGCGGUUUUUCGUUUGCCAUGCUAGCAGAUAUUCAUUGUUUGCAUGGCUAUUAAAACCAUUUCAAUGCAGGACAGAUACUGUGAUGACCACUCGUAACCAUUUAGAUAAUAGUGAUGGUUGGCGCAAGUGUUCUUUCAAAUGGUGUCGUUGUUAUGGAAUCCGUAGCUGGUUCACUUGUUGUUCAAAUAAUGAAGGCGCAUCGUCAUGCAUAUCAUCUGACGACAGCGAUGUUGAAAGUAGACCCGGCUAUCGAAAUGAAAAUGCCAUAAUGGCAGCAACAGCAAGGGCAUCAUCAUUACAGCAGCAAAAUCGGUUUCAACAUUCACAACCUAUUAAUAUUAAUAACAGCUACAAUAACAAUCUAUUACGUCGGCGACAUAGACAACUGAAAAGAAUAUAUCAAGAUGAAGAAAGGCGUACCUACUUUUAUUGGAUAUGUGCCUGCUGCGAGCUGAUCGUUAUAUUACUCAUUUGUCUUUUGGCUUUAUUAAACGCUUUUACUUGUGAACCAGUUGAAACAAAACUUGUAUACAAUCAACUUCAUACUCAAAACAUUAUCAUGAAUGGAAGUGGUGGAUUUAAUACCCCCAAAGUUAACUUAACACAACAAUAUCGAAGCCCGCUGACGUGUAUGUGGCCUCAAUACGCUGUACUUACAUGCUGUUUAGUGUUCACAUCAAUAGCUAUUGCGUUUCCCAUCUAUUAUGGUUCGCUGCCAACACUGCGGAUGAAAAUUAUAAUAUUGUUUGUUAUGACUUGCGUAUUUUCUGUGGCUUUUGUUCACUUUACGCAUAAACAUGUAUUUAUGGCCGCCUCGAUGUCAUCACCGACACAAUCGUUGUUUAGUCGUUCUAUCGUGUCACAAGAUCAUCGAACAAAUAACACUGUCACCAAAAAUAAUAAUGACCAUCAUGAAAUAAUUAAUGCCCUCGGCUAUAGUGAUAGCUACCAGGAAAACCAACAGUUAUUAAAACUACGAGAUAGAGAACAGCAAAAAGUGACUGGUUUAAACACUGCCAUGGCUACGGUAUACGCAAUUACAUUCGCCAUGGCCACACUUGCCUGUUUCGUGUACAAGCAUCGUUUACAAGAUCGACGAGCACACCACAGGGUUAAGGUGGAUCGUAACGUGAGACGAUUGUGUGUGUUACGCGAAGCACACCGCCGUACUUUGCAUGCCGUUAUACCUGAUCAUGUAACAAAUUUAUUGCGAAAAAGAUGCAUUAAUGAUCCUAAUGAUGCUGAUGACGAAUUUGAAGGAACUCGGCGUCAACAGAACUACGUUUUCGGAGAAAAUAGAUCAAUACCGAUUAGAACCACUCCUCAAAUUCAAGAACAUAUUCCUGCAAACUUGUCACAACCGCUUUAUCAUUGUAGUUAUCGAGCAAUUGUUGUCAUAUUCGCUACAAUUUUACAACAAGAACAAUCAAUGCCAAACAAUAUUAAUGUAAACAGUGAUACUAGCGGUCAUCUCUGCCAUGCACAGCUAGCACUACUUUACAACAUAUUCAGCGAGUUUGAUAGACUUAUUGAUAAUCAGAAGUAUCGAGGAUUAGUAGAAAAAAUAAAAAUGUUGGGAACUAACACAUAUAUGGCAGCUGUUGGCUUACAACAUCAUGAUGGAACAAAGCGUCGACAAGUCAUGCUGCUGAAUGAUACAAAACAGAAACGUGAUGAAUCUUGCAACUUUGAUCACCAAGAAAGAAAAAAUGACGUUGAAAAUGCUAGUGUUAGUUCAGAAGAUAAAAUCGAAUUAUAUAAUGUCAUAUCAGCAAAUAAUGUAACAUUUGCUUUGGAUUUUAUUCAAGAAAUGCACCACAUACUGCAUCGUAGACAAACGACAACGCCAACUAUUAAUGGAAACUCACAAUUUGUUCUUCGAGUUGGAGUUGAUAUUGGACCCGCUGUAGCUGGUUUAAUCGGCUGCAAUGAUGGAAUUUGGAAACGUCCGCAGUUCGACAUAUGGGGUAAUACAGUAAACGUAGCUAGACAGAUGGACAUCACUGGUAUACCAGGUAAAACACAAGUUACUAAUUGCGUUUACGACGUAAUGAGUAAUAUAGAAUGCUCGAAGUACAAGUUUGAUAUACAUACCAAUAUUAUAAACAAAUACAAAAUAAGAAAAACGUAUUUGGUUCGUGAAAGUUUUGAACAAGAUGAUGGUCAUAACUUAGGUCAACAAAAACUCUCUAACUACCAUGAUGCACAGCUUCGUCAAAACUCUCUCUAUCAAUAUGAAUCAGAACAAUCACAUCAACUAAACAAAAAACCUGCUCCCAUUAAACAGUCUCAGCACAUCCAUCGCUCUACACCUCGGCACUUACCGCGUCAUCAACCACCAUUUAAUAAAGUAUCAAUUGGCAACAUCCACUCGAAACAUUCCCACUACAAUUCUAUGGUACAACCGGAGUUACGGCAAAAAUGUUUGGAACUGCAAAAAACACCACCGCCACCACCACCACGAAGUCCACCACCAGUUACAACACGGCGAACCCAAUGUCCAAUGCAACAUAAAUACAGUGAAGAAUGCGAUCGAUAUCCAGAUAUACAACAAAGAUCACGAGGUGCUCCAAAACAAGAGCAAUAUCAACAAAAUCGAUGCACGUCCAACUCGACCUCAUCAACUGCAGCCACAUACGCCCGCCCACUACAAAAACAACAACAGCAAAACAGUCAACAGUCUAUUUCAGUGUCAGUGCCACCCCAUGGUCUCGUUCGAAUUUUCGGCGAUGAUUCAGGACAACUAUCGCCAUCACACACCCCAAUUACUACCGAAUCCAAACCAACAUGUACCUCUUCUAACCAUACUACUGGUGGAACCACAUUAAACACCACUUUACAUAAUCAUUUACAAUCCCAACAAAUACGUCGUCCAAACGUAUUGCUUUUAAAGAAUACAACAUCUGUAUCAACUAAUAAAUUUGAUGCUAAUCGGCCUUUGCCGGAUCCACCACGCUCCUCUGACACCGUAGCUGGUCGGCAUCGAAACCGUGAUGAUCCGCGGCGGCGGCGGCGCCGUCAACACAAUCAGCCGCCGACAAUAACCAAACAACGGCAGGAUAUUAAUAAUGACCAGUGUUCAGGUGUGGUCUCGCCAGCCUGGCCAUCAUCAUCUUCGUUCCGUUCACCGAUUAGUGUGGGGAGUUUUAUUAGUGAGUCAUCUCCGCCAUCAUCAUUGUCAUCAUCUGGUUCCACAGAUGCCGGUGGUACUACAACAUCAAAUAACAAUUACAACACCACCACUUCAUCAUCAGACGACAGUUUUGGUUGUACGACUACAGAAGAUGGUGGUGGUAUUGAUAGAAUAGAUACUGAAGAUUUAGACACUGCUGUUUCGUCCGUGGCCAUAUCAUCCGUUCACCAUCGUUACCGACAACAGCAGCAUUUAUUGCUUCAUCAGUGGUCUCCAACGACGACGGCUAAUUCAUCUCCUGUUAGAAGAUCAUCGUCUUUCCGCUCACCGCUGUCAGCUGGCGACAACACUGCAGCGUCUUCAUCAUCAUUGCGAUCUCCACCUAUCAUUGGUAACCCUGCCACUGCGUGCAUUGGAGGAACGCAAUCGUUGAACCGCCGCCAUGUACGCCCUGCUAAUACUACUCCAGGCGCUGGUAGCAGCUCCAGUCGCCGUCGUCGACGCCGGCAGCAGCAACAAAAUCUAGUAAUUGCUGGAAAUUCUACACCUCCGUCUGGUGAUAAACUAGAUGUUAUAGGCGUUAUGAACACUACCUCAAAUGUAUCAACUGAAAAGUAUGAGUCACCGUCAUCAUCACCAUGGAAAAAACAACAACAGCGACGACAAAUUUUAAACAAAGACCAAGGGACAGGUGGUGGAGUGGUAGGCCCAGAUUUUACCGAUGAGAUACGACGUAUAUUAUUAUUGGACCAUCAUCGUGGAAACGUUCGUCAACAGCAGCGAAGUCCAUUCAAAGAAGAAAAAGUACAAGUCAAUAAACACUCCGACGACUACAAUAAAUGCAAAGACAAAGUCAAUGAUAACGUUGCUAAACACUUGUCUUCGUCGGAGCAACUGCGUCUUUGUGCAGCAACAGUUGUGACUACGGAUCGGAAACCCGGUAAAGAUGAUAAAAACAGUCAACAAAUCGAGGAGGAUAUUGUGAAGUUAACAGCAAUAGAAGUUCCGACUACUAUAGCUUCGACGACAGUUAUUGCAACAAGUGUUUCGUCAGCAUCAUUGUUUGAGGAACGCGAAAGACAAAUAACGGAACAAGUCAAGCGGCAGCAAGCCGAAGUGAGACGGAUAUUACAGGAGCAUAAGAACAAUGUGGUUGCUGUUGUUAGAGGACCGACAACAGUUACGACUGAUGCUAUUUCACACAGCCGUAAACAACGAAGUAUGGCUUUGACGGUAGAGUCAUCAUGGAGCGACGAUGAAUCUUUAGAACCUUCAUUAUUAGAUAACAAACACCGGCCACAAAGCAUUGGUUUCGCAGUAGAUAUAAGUGACCACGAAGUCAACAGCAAUAUCGUGACUGCUGAAGCAGAAUACACUACCGGCGGGGAUGGUGACGAUUACACGACUGACGGUGAUGGAUACACUACCACUGGGUACACAACAGACGAAGCUGCUGCUCCUGUUGGUCGUCAAACAGAUAUGUCAUAUGCUACUACCGGUGGUUUACCUGGUGCAUCUACAGCACGACAACUCGAUGACAACUUAUCAACUAUGAAUGACACUGGGUUAACUGAUGCUGAAGCUGCAUUAAGUGAUGUCAAUUCGAUGAUUGACUACAACGAUUGCAAUGAUAACAGUCGUUACAGAGGUCGUCGCCAGAGUAGCUUGAGUAGUAACAGUUUGUGCCCAUAUGCUAGUGAUAGUUUUUGUGAAGAUGAUGAUGAUUACAACGAUGAUGGUCAAUACUUUUUCUGGGAUGGGAAUCAUGUGCAGAAUGAAAAUGUUGAACUAGGUGAUGAUGGAGAUGACAAUGACAGUCGUUAUAACCACAAUCAUAUUUUGCUACAACAACAGUUGUCUCUUACACAUCCAACAUCAUUAUUAUCACAGGCUGAUGACUUAACUGGUAUUGAUAAGAAAAGAUUUUACUGCCAGCAACAGUUACAACAAUCGACUACAUUGCAGGCCAAUGACUCCAAUACUACUAUGAAUAUCACACCGAAACAAGAGUCUGAUGCUUCUACAGCUGCCACUACUACAAUAUCAACAUCUACUCAAAACCCUACUUCUAUAUCUAGUAAUACAAAUAUUAAUGCAUCUCCUAAUUAUUGUACUACAGCCACUAAUACUUCUAGUACAAACACUGAACUACAUGAGCCUCCAUCAUCAGAUAAGUCAUAAAAUGAAUAAUUAUACAUUUUUGAGUACUAUUGAAGGAUAUCACUAUUGGUAUAUUUCAAUAUAAUUAAAACCUUUGGGAUAUUUCAACAUACAUAAAUUAAUUAAAACAUGAAUACCAAUGAUGAUAGUAUGUUAAUAUGCUCAAAAUUACUCAUAUGAUCAAAAUAUUUUUGUCAUAAUCAUUUUCAAUUAUCAAAAUACAAAGUACACAUGUUGUAUGCUAUCUACACGAAAAAAAAUAUAUUCUCAACUUACCUAAACAUUUUUAUUGGAGUUUGUAAUUUUAUAGUUGUAAAUUAUAAUCUUCUUAUACAAAUGUACCUUUUAUUUAUCUUAAAAAACUUUCAAACACAUUGGUUGGAUGGACAGAAUACCACCAUUUUUCCUGUAAUUACCUUUCGAGUAGGUUUGUUGCUUCACGUUAUCUUAUAUAACAUUUUAAUGUUACAUGAUUCCAUAAAUAUUCAAUUAUUUGUGUUUGAGCACUUGUAUGUGGGUUUAUAAAGUUCUUGUUAUGGUUAAUAGUUUGGUGAAAUAGUAUGAAUGUAGAUAACUUUAUUAAUGUAGAUAGCAUACAACAUGUGUACCAAAUUCAGAAACCUUUGCAAUAUUUAACAUUCAUUAAUCAAUUUAAAUAUUUAUACUUUUUAUCAAUGGUAAUAAUUAGAGCUCGAAUUAUAAUGCACAUUGCUAACAUGCUUGUUUUGGUAAAAAUAUAAUUUAUUUGCUGUUGAAUAGAUUUUUAUUUAUUUAUUUAUUUAUUUGUGAACCUAGAGUAAAUAUACUGAGUUCAUAAUUUCAAAUCAUUGAAUGUUUUUUUUGAAUUUUUUGAAUUUUUGGUUUACA
Molecule: messenger RNA, 10831 nt
Organism: Melanaphis sacchari
Lineage: Eukaryota; Metazoa; Arthropoda; Insecta; Hemiptera; Aphididae
Exons: 21
Coding region: 1673-9985 (2770 amino acids)
Biological process (GO): intracellular signal transduction; adenylate cyclase-activating G protein-coupled receptor signaling pathway; cAMP biosynthetic process
Molecular function (GO): adenylate cyclase activity
Source: RefSeq, a predicted model, not a curated record